CCGUCCAAUCGGAGAGCUCUAUUUCUUUUAGCUUCUUUGAUGAUAUAAUGCAGGAAAGGGCGUGUUAAUAAUUCAUCGACUCACUAGGACUAUCACUGCCAACCAUCACUGCCAACACGUUUUCGACCGGACAAUCUUCAUAAAGAUGGAUUUUAGAAUUCUGCUUGCAAGCUGCAUUAUAGCAGUGGCAUACGCCACACCGAAGACAGAAGAAAAGAGGAGCGCUAAUCCAUGUGGGAUGAGCUGUCCUAUGUCAUGCGCACCAACCUGCUCACCGUCAUGUUGUAUGGCCUCACCACCCCCACCAGCAAUGAUCCCCGGACCUCCCGGACCCCCAGGGUGCAUGGGACCCCCCGGAUCUCCCGGAUGUAUGGGACUUCCCGGAUGUAUGGGCCCUAUGGGCCCGAUGGGACCCCCCGGAUCUCCUGGCUGCCCCGGAUUACCCGGAGCACCUGCUCCACCCGCUCCUCAAUGCCCACCGAUCUGUAUCCAUCACUGUAUGAAGAUCUGCCCCAUGCCAUGCUGCUCCCCACCACCACCCCCACCGGUUAUCUACUACCCUCCACCACCCCCACCGAUGCCUGUAUGCAUGCCGUCUUGUGCACCUGCGUGCUGUGGAAAGUAGGGAGGUCCCUGUGUGAUACGCUGAAUAUUCGACUAGAGCCCUACCUUUAGCGACUCAAUACCUAUGAAAGAUAUCGGUUGAGAUCUCAUCUUCUUAUGUACAGUAAAUGUAAUAAAAGAAUAUGCAAAACUGA
Nematostella vectensis (starlet sea anemone) is the source of this 758-nucleotide messenger RNA. RefSeq names its product cuticle collagen 34. The coding region runs from base 146 to 625 and encodes 159 amino acids. The record is from RefSeq and is a predicted model, not a curated record. NCBI's taxonomy places the organism in Eukaryota, Metazoa, Cnidaria, Anthozoa, Actiniaria, Edwardsiidae. The transcript is spliced from 3 exons.